Molecule: messenger RNA, 3369 nt
Organism: Lactuca sativa (garden lettuce)
Lineage: Eukaryota; Viridiplantae; Streptophyta; Magnoliopsida; Asterales; Asteraceae
Source: RefSeq, a predicted model, not a curated record
UCCAAAAUCAAGGUUUUCAUGAGUUUUUAGUCCAUUCCGUCAUUGACCGUUUGUUUGGGGCCGUUAGUGCCUUCACGUGCCCUCCAUGUGAGGGCAUUUUGGUCAUUUUAGGUCCUAGCCUCCGUUGCCGCCACUUCAAUUAAUUAGAUUGCAGACUGUACUCACUCCUUCGUCUUCUACUCAUACCUCUUGAUUCAAACGCAAAAACCCUAACGAUCGUCUGAAAAUUGGAUUGUGUUCCUGCUUUUGAAAAUGUGGGGACUUAGAAAUGUUGGAGAGAUUGUCAACGUUCAAGAAGUUUAUGCUGGUUACCCCAACAUAUUCUCUAUUGAACUUCAUCACGGAGGGAGUUUCACAAAGUUUCCAAAUAUCAGGUAUAUUAAUGGCCAAGUAAGGUACUUUGAUGUUGUCGACAUUGAUGAAUUUUCUGUUCAUGAACUAGACUUGAUGAUGAGAGAAUUAGGGUAUGAUGGUACUGAAAUCAUGUAUUACCAUUUCCGUUUGCCUAAUGAAGGAUUUGACUUUGGACUCCGAGCAUUAGGUAACGAUGAUGAUGUGCGUAAUCUCUCACGGGUUAUAAUAGAAGACAUGGAGAAGCAGGAUUCCAUUAGACCCUCAUCACCUGUAGUUGCUCAUGAAGUGGUAACUCCAAUCCAAAUUGAUGUUGGUGAGGGUGAUUUAGGGUUAGCAUUAACCUUAUACAAAUCAGCAACACCUGAAUUUAGUAGGUCUAAAGGUUGGAAACAUAGUAAAGGGGCAUCGUCUUGUAGUACAAAGCUUAACUUGGAUUGGGAAGGUGCUGAAAAAAUAAUGGCAAGUGGUGAAGUUGAUAAGGGUAAGGGUGUAGAAGGAUUUGUAGAUGAAUUUGUUGUAGUUGAUGCAGAAAAAGAGUUAAACAAAGAGAUUGAUGUGAAUGAAGAACUUGAUGUGAACAAAUCCAAUGGUGAGGGUGUAGAAGGAUUUGCAGAUGAGGGGUAUAGAGUUGUCAUGGAUAAUGAUCCUCAAGGAGUCAAUGAAUUUUCAACUAACAUCAACAUAGAUGAUGAGUUAAUGACAAACUUUCAACCUUUUGAAGACCAAGAUAGCAUCCCAUUUAAUGGGUUUGAAGGCCAAGAUAACAUUCCUUUCAAUGAUGAGUGGAGACAAGAGGAGCCUGAUGACAUUGAUUUUGAGAAUCAAAACAGUGAAGAUGAAGAUAGUGACUUUAUGAUUGAUGAGGACAACAUAAUUGAAGAUGUUGACGUUGACAUGGAGGAUUUCAAUCUAAAUAUUGAUACAGAAGCAGAGUUCAAUGGAUGUCAAAGAAUGGGUGGUCAAAGAAAUGAAGAUAGUGAUGAAGAAGAUGAUUUGGAGGUAAUUGACAAUGACGAGUGGGAUUCAUUAAGUGAGGACUCAGGGGACAACAGGAAAAGAAAAGAAAUGAUCAAAGAGCUGGGGAAACAAACCUUAUGUUCUGCUGGUGAGGUGCACAAGGUAGCUUUUCAUAUUGGGCAGAAAUAUAAAGCCAAGAAAGAAUUGAAAGACAAAAUUGACCUGCAUGCUUUAGAGACAAGGAGGAAUAUCUCAUUCACAAAAAACGACAAGAGUAGAUUGACAGCUGUUUGUGAUGGAACUAUAGUUUUAAAUGCAAGUGGGGUAGGUGGACCUACCUCUGGGAAAAAGGUAAAGGGUAAAGAAGUAAACUCAGAUAAAGUUAAAUGCACAUGGAAACUUCAUGCAUCUAGGUCAAGUGAACAGGACUAUUGGUUUAUUAAGACCUAUAAUCAGAAACACAUCUGCCUCCAAACACGAAAAAUCAGAUCUUGCACAGCAACAUUUCUUUCCAAACGUAUUAUGGAUCAGAUUGAAGCUAAUCCUGGACUGCCUGUUCGUGCCCUACAAGAGCAACUCCAAUCAACUUAUGGAGUUAGUAUUUCAGAAGAGAAAGCAUUUAGGGCAAGAGCAUUAGCCACCAAAAAUGUUGCAGGGGAUUACGUAAAGCAAUAUGCAGCUUUGAGAGACUAUGUACUAGAGCUACAAAAGACAAAUGAAGGUACAACUGUAAAGAUUGAUGUGGUUUCAGAACCUGUGGUUUCAUCCCCAACCAGGCAAUUCAGAAGGAUAUACGUGUGUUUAGGUCCUUUGAAGAAAGGUUUUAAGGCAGGUUUGAGAGAAUUUUUAGGCUUAGAUGGAGCCUUCAUGAAGGGACCUUUCCCAGGUCAAAUACUAAGUGCAGUUGGUGUUGAUUCCAACAAUGGAACCUACCCAUUGGCAUAUGCUGUUGUUGAAAGUGAAAACACUUCAAGUUGGAAAUGGUUUCUUCAGUGUCUUGCAGAAGAUCUUGACUUGUAUUCAAAUUCCAACUUCACCUUUAUCAGUGAUAGACAGAAGGGUCUUCUACCAGCCAUAGAACAAUUGUUCCCUAAUGCAGAACACAGGUUCUGUAUUAGACACAUAUACCAGAACAUGAGGAUCAGAUUUAAGACUACAGAAUACAAGGAGUAUUUUUGGAGGUGUGCUACAGCCACCACCAUACCAGAGUUUGAAGCUGUAAUGGUAGAGCUAAGGAAUUAUGACAUAGAAGCAUAUCAGUGGCUCUUGAAAAUCCCUCCACAUCAUUGGGCUAGAAGUCAUUUUUCAGGAAGGGCAAUUUCAGACAUGUUAUUGAAUAACCUUUGUGAAGUGUUCAAUAGCAAACUUGUUAAAGGGAGAGACAAACCCAUUAUCAGUUGUUUGGAGUUCAUAAGAGAGUACCUUAUGAAGAGAGUAUGCAAUGUGAUGAAGGUGUUAAACAAGUGUCAAGGUCCAUUAACUCCAACUGGUACUAGGAUUUUGGAAUCAAACACAACACUAGCUAGUAAGUAUCAUGCACGAUGGAAUGGGGGACAAAAGUAUCAGGUUAAAGGUCCAUGGAAUGAUCAACAUGUGGUGGACAUGGAGAAAAGGGAGUGUAGUUGUAGAAAGUGGGAGCUUACUGGAAUUCCUUGCAAACAUGCAAUUGCAAGCCUAAAUGAAAUGGCAGACAAUAAUGAAAAGGUGGGAGAACUAUACACAUAUGUGCAUAAGGUGUAUUGGCUUGAUACAUGGAAAGAGAUGUACUCCUUCAAGGUGGAGCCUAUCAAAGGUAGAGCCAUGUGGCCUAAGAGUGACUGCCCAACAACUCUUGUGCCUCCACCACACAACAAAGCUAUAGGCAGGCCAAAAAAGAAAAGAAGGAUUACAGCAGAGGAAAGGAUUGAAAUCCAGCAACGUAAGAGGCAAGCAAACAGUCAAAGUCAAAAUGAUAAUGAAACUCAAUCACUGAGCAGGAAGUUUUUGACUGUGACAUGUAGUAAGUGUAAGCAAAAGGGUCACAAUGCCAGGACCUGCAAGGCCAAAGAUGGGAACUGA